AUGCGGAAGAAAACGAGCAUCACGUUAGUCGAAAAGCGCCUACUUUAUCAGAUGCUAUGCUUUUCCGCACUCAACUUUUUUGAUCUUGUAAUGGCUCCAUUUCUCCUAUUAAUAUCAACUUUUUUUACUGGAUUUUACAUGCAAAUGGCGUUGUCUGAACUGAUGAACAUCGUGGACACUACGCUCUACACAUUUGUCCUUGGGGUGCUGAGUGCGAUUCUCUUUUGGAAACCAAAAAGGGCAACAAAGACCAUUCAAAUCUCCGUCACCACA
This is a messenger RNA of Mesorhabditis belari, 273 nucleotides long. The record is from the annotation of a GenBank genome assembly. Lineage: Eukaryota; Metazoa; Nematoda; Chromadorea; Rhabditida; Rhabditidae.